Molecule: messenger RNA, 4203 nt
Organism: Closterium sp. Naga37s-1
Lineage: Eukaryota; Viridiplantae; Streptophyta; Zygnematophyceae; Desmidiales; Closteriaceae
Source: the annotation of a GenBank genome assembly
AUGCUCACGCGUACUCCCUGUUCUGCUCCCCCAAUCUCCCCAACUCCCUCGCCCAUCACGCGCGCCUCACUCCCCGGGCGCCAGCUGGCAGCAUCGUUCGGCCCGCGCUACUACGCCACGGUCUUCAAGGCCAAACGCCUCUCCGGCACCGGCGCCCAGCAGAUGCUGUUGGACACGCACGGCAUCAAGACCAUUCUGCUCGAGCUGCCUGCACUAGGGGGGCUGACCAUGCUCUCCCUCUCCCACCACUCCUUUCUCACCCCUCACCCCGCCUCUUCGACCUCUCUGCCUCCUCGCGCACCCCCACGUACCCUCGUGCAGGCGGCCACAGCAGCGUACAGCAAGUAUGUGACGCGCGAGAUGGGGCGAUCAGAGGCGCUGCUCAAGGUGAGAUGGGAAUGUCUCAUCGCUGCUCCUGCCCUGCCCUCCCUGCCUGCUAUGCAUCUGUCCGCUGCAAUGCUUGGCUCUCUUCCAUCGCAGUACCGCCAUUGGCCUGCUGGGCGUGCUCCCUCUCGCUCACGCCCUGCCUCCAUCCCACUCCUGCGCCUCUGUUGUGGGAGCCAUCACCCCUGCUCUCCUCCCGCCCACCAGGUGGUGCUAGCACCACAGGAGAACCUUGUGGACACGUACCGCACGCUGCUGCCCGAUGGCUCCACUGCUGACUUCCUGCGCACACUCGACCUCAAGGUGCGCACACUCGACCUCAAGGUGCGCCCACUCGACCUCAAGGUGCGCACACUCGACCUCAACGUGCGCCCACUCGACCUCAAGGUGCGCACACUCGACCUCAAGGUGCACCCACUCGACCUCAAGGUGCGCCCACUCGACCUCAACGUGCGCCCACUCGACCUCAAGGUGCGCACACUCGACCUCAAGGUGCACCCACUCGACCUCAAGGUGCGCCCACUCGACCUCAAGGUGCGCACACUCGACCUCAAGGUGCACCCACUCGACCUCAACGUGCGCCCACUCGACCUCAACGUGCGCCCACUCGACCUCAAGGUGCGCACGCUCGACCUCAAGGUGCACCCACUCGACCUCAAGGUGCGCACACUCGACCUCAAGGUGCGCCCACUCGACCUCAAGGUGCGCACACUCGACCUCAAGGUGCACCCACUCGACCUCAAGGUGCGCCCACUCGACCUCAAGGUGCGCCCACUCGACCUCAAGGUGCACCCACUCGACCUCAAGGUGCGCCCACUCGACCUCAAGGUGCGCACACUCGACCUCAAGGUGCACCCACUCGACCUCAAGGUGCGCCCACUCGACCUCAACGUUCGCCCACUCGACCUCAAGGUGCGCACACUCGACCUCAAGGUGCACCCACUCGACCUCAAGGUGCGCACACUCGACCUCAAGGUGCGCCCACUCGACCUCAAGGUGCGCCCACUCGACCUCAACGUGCGCCCACUCGACCUCAAGGUGCGCACGCUCGACCUCAAGGUGCGCCCCGUCGACCUCAAGGUGCGCACACUGGACCUCAAGGUGCACCCACUCGACCUCAAGGUGCGCCCACUUGACCUCAACGUGCGCCCACUCGACCUCAAGGUGCACCCACUCGACCUCAAGGUGCGCCCACUCGACCUCAAGGUACGCACACUCGACCUCAAGGUGCACCCACUCGACCUCAAGGUGCGCCCACUCGACCUCAACGUGCGCCCACUCGACCUCAAGGUGCGCACACUCGACCUCAAGGUGCACCCACUCGACCUCAAGGUGCGCCCACUCGACCUCAAGGUGCGCACACUCGACCUCAAGGUGCACCCACUCGACCUCAAGGUGCGCCCACUCGACCUCAACGUGCGCCCACUCGACCUCAAGGUGCGCACACUCGACCUCAAGGUGCACCCACUCGACCUCAAGGUGCGCCCACUCGACCUCAACGUGCGCCCACUCGACCUCAAGGUGCGCACGCUCGACCUCAAGGUGCGCCCACUCGACCUCAAGGUGCGCACACUCGACCUCAAGGUGCACCCACUCGACCUCAAGGUGCGCCCACUGGACCUCAACGUGCGCCCACUCGACCUCAAGGUGCACCCACUCGACCUCAAGGUGCGCCCCCUCGACCUCAAGGUGCGCACACUCGACCUCAAGGUGCACCCACUCGACCUCAAGGUGCGCCCACUCGACCUCAACGUGCGCCCACUCGACCUCAAGGUGCGCACACUCGACCUCAAGGUGCACCCACUCGACCUCAAGGUGCGCCCACUCGACCUCAACGUGCGCCCACUCGACCUCAAGGUGCGCACACUCGACCUCAAGGUGCGCCCACUCGACCUCAACGUUCGCCCACUCGACCUCAAGGUGCGCACACUCGACCUCAAGGUGCACCCACUCGACCUCAAGGUGCGCCCACUCGACCUCAAGGUGCGCACACUCGACCUCAAGGUGCACCCACUCGACCUCAAGGUGCGCCCACUCGACCUCAACGUGCGCCCACUCGACCUCAAGGUGCGCACACUCGACCUCAAGGUGCACCCACUCGACCUCAAGGUGCGCCCACUCGACCUCAACGUGCGCCCACUCGACCUCAAGGUGCGCACGCUCGACCUCAAGGUGCGCCCACUCGACCUCAAGGUGCGCACACUCGACCUCAAGGUGCACCCACUCGACCUCAAGGUGCGCCCACUUGACCUCAACGUGCGCCCACUCGACCUCAAGGUGCACCCACUCGACCUCAAGGUGCGCCCACUCGACCUCAAGGUGCGCACACUCGACCUCAAGGUGCACCCACUCGACCUCAAGGUGCGCCCACUCGACCUCAACGUGCGCCCACUCGACCUCAAGGUGCGCACACUCGACCUCAAGGUGCACCCACUCGACCUCAAGGUGCGCCCACUCGACCUCAACGUGCGCCCACUCGACCUCAAGGUGCGCACACUCGACCUCAAGGUGCACCCACUCGACCUCAAGGUGCGCCCACUCGACCUCAACGUGCGCCCACUCGACCUCAAGGUGCGCACACUCGACCUCAAGGUGCGCCCACUCGACCUCAACGUGCGCCCACUCGACCUCAAGGUGCGCACACUCGACCUCAAGGUGCACCCACUCGACCUCAAGGUGCGCCCACUCGACCUCAAGGUGCGCACACUCGACCUCAAGGUGCACCCACUCGACCUCAAGGUGCGCCCACUCGACCUCAACGUGCGCCCACUCGACCUCAAGGUGCGCACACUCGACCUCAAGGUGCACCCACUCGACCUCAAGGUGCGCCCACUCGACCUCAACGUGCGCCCACUCGACCUCAAGGUGCGCACGCUCGACCUCAAGGUGCGCCCACUCGACCUCAAGGUGCGCACACUCGACCUCAAGGUGCACCCACUCGACCUCAAGGUGCGCCCACUUGACCUCAACGUGCGCCCACUCGACCUCAAGGUGCACCCACUCGACCUCAAGGUGCGCCCACUCGACCUCAAGGUGCGCACACUCGACCUCAAGGUGCACCCACUCGACCUCAAGGUGCGCCCACUCGACCUCAACGUGCGCCCACUCGACCUCAAGGUGCGCACACUCGACCUCAAGGUGCACCCUCUCGACCUCAAGGUGCGCCCACUCGACCUCAAGGUGCACCCACUCGACCUCAAGGUGCACCCACUCGACCUCAAGGUGCGCCCACUCGACCUCAACGUGCGCCCACUCGACCUCAAGGUGCGCACACUCGACCUCAAGGUGCACCCACUCGACCUCAAGGUGCGCCCACUCGACCUCAAGGUGCGCACACUCGACCUCAAGGUGCGCCCACUCGACCUCAAGGUGCGCCCACUCGACCUCAACGUGCGCCCACUCGACCUCAAGGGAGUGAAGAAGCCAGAGCAGCAGCCACUGCUGGACGCGCUCACAGCCAAGCUCAGAGCAGCAGCGCCCACUCAGGCCUUGCCCUCCAAGUCCCCCACCUCCUCCGCUACACCCUCCACCUCCACUGCCUCUCACCCACCACCUGCCACGGCUGCUGCCACUCCCCCAGCUGCCACAGCCACCGCUGCUGCCGCUGCGGCAGCAGGCAUGCUGACGAGCGCUGCCAGCCGUGAGGCCAUGAUAGCGCGGGCGGCAGCGCUCGGGCGGGGUGCCAUGGCGCAGUCAGCAGCGGCGGCAGCAGCGGUGUCGCAGAACACGGCGCUGAAGCGCAUCUUUGCCCUCGCUGACUCCUCCACCGCCAGCGCAUCCAAGAAGGACAUGUCCUUCCGCUCCCUCUUCAAUGCUUAG